Scomber scombrus (Atlantic mackerel) is the source of this 693-nucleotide messenger RNA. RefSeq names its product protein-lysine methyltransferase METTL21C-like. The coding region runs from base 1 to 693 and encodes 230 amino acids. NCBI's taxonomy places the organism in Eukaryota, Metazoa, Chordata, Actinopteri, Scombriformes, Scombridae. Gene Ontology annotation, biological process: peptidyl-lysine methylation. The transcript has 4 exons. Gene Ontology annotation, cellular component: cytosol; cytoplasm. The record is from RefSeq and is a predicted model, not a curated record. Gene Ontology annotation, molecular function: protein-lysine N-methyltransferase activity.
AUGUAUUUUGAUCCUUUAGGAGAUGAUUCAUGCAGCGAGGAAUCUUCCGUCCAGAAGCAGAAAAAACCAGCCUGGGCUCCGUGUUUCUUCAUCAGGGAAGAUAAAGAGGUGUACUAUUAUGUUGGGCAGAAGAUCAUAAUUCAAGAAGGUCUUGACUCCUAUGGAGGCAUGAUAUGGCCAGCUGCUUUGUCUCUCUGUCACCACCUGGACACUCAUCGUGAGCAGUUGAAUCUUGUGGACAAAACUGUCCUGGAGAUCGGGGCAGGAACUGGCCUUGUGUCUGUUGUGGCCGCUCUCCUUGGGGCCUGGGUGACAGCCACAGACCUUCCAGAGGUCCUAGACAAUAUGAGAUUCAACCUGUCCAGGAACACCAGGGGCCACUGCAGAUACACACCCCAGCAAGCAGUUCUGUCCUGGGGCUACAACCUGGAGCGCACCUACCCUACAUCUGUCUACCGGUAUGACUAUGUGCUGGCGGCUGAUGUGGUCUACCAUCACGACUUCCUAGAUGAGCUUCUGGUCACCAUGAAGCAUUUCUGCAUACCAGGAACGACCCUGAUCUGGGCCAAUAAAAUCAGAUAUGAGGCUGAUCUGGAGUUCGUAGAGAACUUUAAAAAGGCCUUUCACACAACCCUUCUGGUUGAAGAUGGAGAGAUGAAGAUCUUCAUGGCGAGAUCUAAAGAGGAAGAGUGA